GUUUUGACAUGUGCAAAGUCGGUGCUGUGCUGUUUCAACUUGGUUCCAAGUUUUGUUAUUGUUGACUGUAACUGACGGCAGCAUGACGAGCAGUGUGUGGAUGGGGGAUCUGGAGCCUUAUAUGGAUGAAGCAUUUGUAAUAGAAGCUUUUGCAUCUGUGGGUGAAAAAGUACUCAAUGUGAAGAUCAUUAGAAAUAAAUACACAAGAAUUCCACAAGGUUACUGCUUUGUAGAUUUUGGCAGUGACGAAAUUGCUAAAGCUAUUCUUAGAAAAUAUAAUGGUAAACCACUGCCAGGAUCAAAUAAUUCUAAAAGAUUUAAACUAAACUUUGCAGCAUAUGGUCAAAGUUACCAGUCGCCAGAAUUUUCUCUUUUUGUUGGCGAGCUGACACCUGAGGUAGAUAACUGUGCAUUGCAUGAAUUUUUUGCAAAACGUUACUACACGUGUAAAGCUGCUAAUGUUGUGCUAGAUCCAAUGGGGCAUUCCAGAGGCUACGGUUUUGUUCGUUUUAGCAAUGAAGAGGACCAACAGAGAGCUCUUAUUGAAAUGAAUCAAGUUACUGGUCUUGGAGGAAAAAGCAUCAAAGUUGCUCUAGCAACACCUAAAAGACCAAUAACAGCUGUUCAGUCGUCCACACAACACCAACCGUCAUCCCAGAAUUAUGGCGACUAUUAUCAACAAUACCAGCAACAAUAUCACAACUAUUAUGCAGCUUGGAAUAGCUAUCCGUCUUCUCAGCAGCAAACAGCCGCUGACACCUCAGUAACAUCAUAUAGCCAGUGUGAAACCAGUAACCAUGGUAACACAUCAAUGAAAAGUAGCAUUAGUGAAGAUGAUGUUUUUGAAGAUAUUGAUAUAUCGGUAGAUGUGGACAAAGCUAAUGCAGAAUUCAUUUCAAAACAUGAAGAACUCUUUGAAGCUGUUGAAAAUUCAAGAUGGCAGCCGCUUGACAACGUGAUGUCAGAGAUUCCUGGUUUAGCAAUCAUGUCAUGACUCCCAUAAUGCAUUGGGAGGUAUUGAUAGAAUUGCACUGUUUUGCAUAUUUCUGGAUGCAUAGGCCCUGAGCCUUCAAUCAACCGAUAGACAUUUGCAUGUUGUUUAUCUUGCCCUUGUAGUCAAAAUGUUUCUCCAUAUAAGGCAGUAACAACUUUCUCCUUAUAAGACAGUAACAACAUUCUUCUUAUAAGGCAGUAACAACUUUCUCCUUAUAAGACAGUAACAACUUUUUCCUUAUAAGGCAGUAACAACAUUCUUCUUAUA
Molecule: messenger RNA, 1261 nt
Organism: Saccoglossus kowalevskii
Lineage: Eukaryota; Metazoa; Hemichordata; Enteropneusta; Harrimaniidae
Product: tRNA selenocysteine 1-associated protein 1-like
Molecular function (GO): RNA binding
Source: RefSeq, a predicted model, not a curated record